This is a messenger RNA of Diachasmimorpha longicaudata, 2059 nucleotides long. Its product is annotated as malate dehydrogenase, mitochondrial-like. The transcript is spliced from 9 exons. NCBI's taxonomy places the organism in Eukaryota, Metazoa, Arthropoda, Insecta, Hymenoptera, Braconidae. Bases 240 to 1874 code for a protein of 544 amino acids. Gene Ontology annotation, cellular component: mitochondrion; cytoplasm. Gene Ontology annotation, molecular function: L-malate dehydrogenase (NAD+) activity. The record is from RefSeq and is a predicted model, not a curated record. Gene Ontology annotation, biological process: tricarboxylic acid cycle.
GGUACUGGUCCAGUGAGCAAAGCGAGGACUGGCGUACCCGACGCAUGAUCUGCACUAUUCUCCGUUUCUAGAUGAAUCCGCUUAUGUCUGGCUCCAUCUUUGGAAUGAUUGAUAGCGAUUGGGUCUGGAAUGGUAUUAGGUGAAUGAAUCAAUUCGACAAUUGUGGAUCGAUCGAAUGAUAGCUAUGUGAGGGUUAGAGCGAUGUUCACUUGACAGAUUUUCAGAGUAAAAAUUAAAGGAUGGAUUCAUCUGAAGGCGAAACUAGAUAUUCAGAGGAUGUGGAGAAUGAUGAUUCAAAAUAUGGUGACAAGGACCGGUACUAUCUUCCAACUGAGGUCGCGGUCCAUAAUACCCCUGAUGACUGUUGGGUAUCGUAUUUGUACGGCGUCUAUGACCUCACUGAACUCUGCAAAACCUGGCGGAAUGCGCGAGAGAUAUGUCCGAUAAUUGCAAACGCUGGGAAGGACAUAAGCCACUGGUUCGAUCAUUCACGUGGAGAUAUUAAACACCAGGUGCACCGAGUGACCGGUGCUUUGGUGCCGUUUUGUCCCCAUGGACCGAUACCGCAUGUAGGUAUCACCUCGUCUGUCUUGAGUUGGCGGCCAGUUGAUAGGUGUCCCUGGUGGCUCGAUGAUAAGUACAAAAAAGGAAAAUUGACAAAAAAUCCGAGACCAUGCAGGAUCAUCAAUACCUUAACCGGAUGUAGAGCGAUAAUAUCGAGAUCCUCGUGUACCCGCGGAUUCUCCAAUUCAAUGAAAUAUUUCGAAUUGUGUCGGCGUUUUUUUGGGUUAACCCAGACGGUUAAAUCGAAAUCCAUGAAAGUUGCGGUUCUCGGGGCUGGCGGAAGAACCGGUAAUGCUCUAUCAUUUUUUCUCAAGCACUGCUCGUUGAUUGACGAGUUGGCACUAUACGAUGUGACACCAGUGUGCCACGUGGCCAUGGAGUUGAAUCAUGUCGACACGAAGUGCAGAGUUGCUGCUGGGCUGCCUGGAGACGAGGGGCUUAAAUCUGUUCUGGAGGACUCCAAGAUUGUGGUGAUUACCGCGGGCUUGCCAUCAUCUGACGGGAAAGAUCAUAAUGACAUUCUCAUGACAAACGCGGAAAUAUUGGCUCACUAUAUAUUGAGCAUUAUCAAGCAUUCUCCAAGGGCCCUAGUGGCCGUUGCCACGAGUCCAAUCAAUCAUCUCAUCCCAAUGGCUGGUGAAUUGUACAAAAGAUACGGAAUCUUUGAUUACAAUCGUUUAUUCGGAAUUACAACACUGGACUGCGUUCGUGCGAAUACCUUUGCCGCUGGGAUUCUGGGCUUUGAGCCAGAGUAUCUAGUCGUACCUGUCAUUGGUGGCUCCUGCUCAAGGACACGUGUACCACUGUUCUCACAGACACAACCCUGCAAUGAAUUCACAAAUGAAGAAAUUAGCAAGCUCACUCAUGCUGUUAGAAUGGCAGAGGAGGAGGUGACGAAAGAGUACAAAGGGAGAAUGGGAGGGCCGUCCCUGACAAUGGGAUUCGCCACUGCGAGAUUCUGCAUGUCGUUGUGCAAAGGCCUUCAAGAUCAGCGUGGCGUUGUGGAAUGCGCCUAUGUGCGUUCCUGCGUGCUACCGGAAGUGACGUACUUGACGGCGCCAGUUGAACUCGGCCCUGACGGCAUACAGAGGCAUCUGGGUAUUCCCCCACUGACGAACUAUGAGUGCAAACUACUCGACGAUGCAAUACCAAUUAUCAAGAAUUCUAUCAGAACCGGCGAAGCACUCGCUCUUGGGCCACGUGUCAAUUCCACGGAAAUGUGCCCCACUUGCCAUGAUGAUUGUCAUCAAGAGGUGUCGCGUAAUGUGCGACUAAGCAAUGAGCGUCCUUCGACUUGUCCAACUUCUUAAAUUAUCAACUACGAAAUGGUUGACUAUAAAAUUGCUGUUGAAAUUUCAAGUAAAAAGUCCUGAUUUCUUUAAAUUAAUAAAUGUUCAAAUGGAAAACAAGUUCACCUCCGAAUAAAAAUAAUAUCAUGAGCUAGUGUUUCCGAAUUUCUGUUCUGGAAUUUAAUGAAAAAUUACGGAAAGUUAGG